AUAGUGAAAUUGAAGUCAGUUUGAGAUACAUAGGACCCUGUCUCUCUCCUGCUACCGCAAAAGAAGUUACUCAAUGUUUUAGUGCUUAUUGGCUCUCUGAUAUUAGAAUCUUUGACUGUAAUUACUGUUUUGUUUAUGUCUAGGUUUUAUAACUCCAUGCCAAGUGUACUAAUCGUUCCAUGUUACAUCUUUUCUAGAAUGUGCAUCUUUGAACUAUGCAGGCUACUGCAAUAGUAAAAACAGAUUCUAAUAAAAACUACCACAAAAAUGGAGGAAACCUCCAAAAAGAUAAAUUUUAUGAUCUUAAGAAAGAAAAUGUGUUAUUUUCCAAUGGUGGCAACGAAGUCAAAUUGACUUUUCCUGAUGCUGAAUGGGACUCCUUGUCAGUAGAACAAAGAGCUAGUGACAAAGAAGUCAGCAAUACUGAUGAGAUAGACUUUUCGGGACCAUCUUUUUCAGUAAAUCAAGACACCAAUGUAGAUAAUAUUUUCUCGCAGUCAAGUGAGUUUGAAGACAGCCUCGACUGUGCUGUUUUGAAUGAGACAUACUCUAUACAUUAUUCAGAAUCAGAACUCAAGAAUGAAAAUCUUCCUCAUUUAUAUUCAGAAUUACAUCCUGAAGUGCACAAAAGGAUGGAGGUGUUUUUUGACACUUUGGGCCAUCAAAAUAAUAGUAGUAUUGGAUUGGAAAGGAGCCACGAGAUUUCCGGUGCUGACCGUGGAGACAUGCACAGAAGCGGCCUGGAUGAUGACUCGCAGCAGGAGUAUCACAGCGCAGAGCAGGAGUGCAUCAGUACGCACUUACCUUUCGACCCAGCUAAAGCAGUAGGCAGGUCUACUCUGUAUGUUAGUGAGUUGAAAACUACAAGCUGUGACGUUAAUUGUGAUGGUAGUCUAGAAGGUAAUCAUGUUAAAUUAGAGAGUAGCCCUAGCCCCACUUUGGUGUCACUUAAUGUUUUUGCACAAGAAUGUUCACCUCAAGCCUCUAAAUCUCAGAGUUCUGAAAUGUUGAAAGAAUAUCAUGAACCAAAAUAUGAGAACUAUAAGGAACGAGAGAUUGGCUUAACAUACCACAAUGCAUUUGAGGACAUUUUACAGAGAAGCAGUUCUCCCUUAAGCCCUCAAAAAGUACCUGAAAUUAAAAUGUAUACUAAAGACAUGAAAUCUCAGGCAAUUGAAAGUAAACACGUUCAUGGAAAUAGAGUUUUCGAGAACAGAGCAUUACAGCACCCUGAGAGCCCCAUCGUGUUUCCCCAAGCCCUUGAGACACAGCUGAAGGCUAACAGUGACUGCCAGACUUGUGGGACUUCUAUUCUUGAUGACUCAGUCAUUUCUCUCUGUGGCUCUUUGCAAUACAAAAGCCUCCCUGAGCCAGGCUUUUUUUCUCCUAUGCUACCAAGGGUGGAAGUCUCAGAUUAUCAGGCAGGAGUAGAGGACAGUGGCCUACACCAUGUACAAAGCAGUACAACAAACAAGGCAUGCCCGUUUGACGUGAAGGAAGGGUGUCUUCAGUCAGUGCCAGAUGCAGCAAGCUUUGUAUUCACAGCUCAGUGGACACUAGAUGUGAGCGGCGACACAAAUGCAAGGUCUUCCAUGGUGUCUCCAUCAAACAACCCAGAGAUGCAGAUAGUGGAAAAAACUCAACCUGAGGAGUGGCAAAGUGAGAAACAAAGUAUGGCUUGUACCACAGAUUGGCCAUGCAGACAGAAGUGUGCAGACGCAUGGACAGCUGCACCUAAAGAAUCAGGAAGGCCCCUCCCAGCUGACUGCUUACAGCCUGGCGGGAGCUCCCUGAGUGAGAAUUCCUCAGAAUCAAGAGAAACAUUGGAUACCACAGACAAAAAGAAACAUCCUGAGAGGGCAUUUCAACUUUGUGAAGAGAUGAAUUUGCCAUCAAAGUGCUGUGAGAAAACUACUGAGAGGGCUGUGAAGGCAGAGAUGCACCUCUUGGAUGUUUGCUAUCAGAUGUGCCACCAUCACUGUUGUCACAUUUACAAACUUGUAAUGGAAAAUAGAGCAGGAUUCAAUAGGAAUUUACCAAGUGACUCUGCUAAGAAGGAAUUAGGAUCAGCACUGAUGUCUGUUCUGGAAGACUUGAAAGUUAGAUACAUGAGCUUGAAAGAGAAAGUCCACAAGGGCAUCCCACUGGAAGAGCUGCCUCCACUGUCCAUGGAGUCCAGACUGUUAUCUGCCUUCUCCGAUUUUGCUUCCAGGCUAAUGAAAGAAGAAGCAUACAGUCUUUCAGGAACAAAUUCUGAGCUAGAUCAUCAAAGUGUACCCAAUGUUGAUGUUUCUCCAAGCCUACAAAAGACCUUGUCCCAGAUGUCUUUUGUAUCUGGCAAUAAUCAUCCUCCACAAGAUAAGUCACCCAUGAAUGAUGUCUUCAAACACGGUGAUAUAAACAUAGACUUUACUCAGCUGAAACUUGAUGACAAAGAGUACAGAAAUGUCCAUGAAGGAAGUGAAGACUGGUUUGAUGCAACAGAGAGGCUGAAUGGAGCUGACUUCUCGGAGACUUCAGAAAACAUAACAGAACGUGAUGGAUGGAAUCCAAAGAGUCCAUUAGAAAUGAAGAAUGCUGAACUGCUUCGAAGAGGUAAAGGCUUUUUGAUACAUGUUGGUGGUCUCUGCCCUUCUGUAUCUGAGGCUGAUUUAAGAUCUCAUUUCCAGAAAUACCAAGUUUCUGAAAUUUCAAUUUAUGACUCUCCUAAUUACAGAUAUGCAUCUCUUGCUUUUGCAAAAAAUAGUAAUGCAAAGAUGGCUGUGAAUGAAAUGAAUGGUAUAGAAAUCAAUGGAAAAUCAGUGAACGUGCGACUUGUGAAAAUUCCUGGAGAACACACACCACCACUUUUGUCCAAAACUGCGACUAGCGUUAGUGUGAAUCACUUGGAGAAAAAUACAAACAAAGAAGGCAGCCCUGCCUUUCCCACUUGUAAGCUGCCCAGAACGAGACCAAGGCAGCUGGAGUCUGAGCAAGACAGCAAGUUUCCUCCCUUGGACCAGGGUGUCAAGAAAAAUUGUAACAAGAUUGAAUCCAGUCAGUUAUUACCUGAGACACCUUUUCAGUUGAUACCUCCAAAUACAUUGAACCUUCGUAGUUUCACCAAGAUCAUGAGGAGACUGGCCGAGCUGCACCCAGACAUCAGCAGAGACCACAUUAUAGAGGCUCUUCAGGAAGUGAGGAUAAAUCAUAAAGGUUUUCUGAAUGGUUUGUCCAUCAAUACCAUUGUAAAAUUGACUUCAUCUUUUCUGAGAAGCUCUGCUUCCCGUUUGAAGUAAAUGAAGCAAUACAUAGAAAAUAUUUGGAAGUAUGAGUACCUUUCAUCAGAGAACGUUCUUCAGCAUUUAGGAAAAAGUUGUGGUGAUACAGUCAGACCACCUAUGUAAUUGGACUGAGCACUUUGUUCUCUUAGAUAGGCCUCCUUUAAAAUCUGGCAGC
This is a messenger RNA of Acomys russatus (golden spiny mouse), 3438 nucleotides long. RefSeq names its product RNA binding motif protein 44 (gene Rbm44). Gene Ontology annotation, molecular function: RNA binding. The transcript has 15 exons. The record is from RefSeq and is a predicted model, not a curated record. NCBI's taxonomy places the organism in Eukaryota, Metazoa, Chordata, Mammalia, Rodentia, Muridae. The coding region runs from base 216 to 3278 and encodes 1020 amino acids.